AUGCCUGAGCCGUUACGGCAUGCAGUAGUUGCAGGUUUAAUAGAUCAACAGACAAAAACGUGGGAUCCUCAUAUUUUGUCUGAUCUUUUUGAACCAGAAGAUGUGGAUCGUAUUGUUAAAAUGCCAGUCAGUCCUGAUUAUGAGGAUACAUGGUAUUGGCAUAAUGACCCGAACGGCCGCUACACUGUCAAAAAUGCCUAUAGGCGCCUAAUGGGGGAGUUUAAUCAUACUAUGGGGGAUUUUGAUAAAUGGGUCACAUUGUGGAAGAUGAAAGUCCCACCCAAGUGGAAAACUUUUUUGUGGAGAGCGGUGUGUGAUAUACUCCCAACCACAACAAAUUUGAUUAUAAAGAGAGUGGAUGUGGACCCAACAUGCAUGUUGUGUGGCCUCACCCAUGAAAAUGUUAUGCAUUCACUAGUUUUAUGUGAUUAUUCUAGAGCCGUAUGGAAUAUUUUGGGGCUGCCCAUUAUGAAUAUUAUUUCUUCUUCUUUUCUGAACUGGCUUAUGACUGCUAUGGAUAUGCUCACAGGCGAACAAGUCAGGCGGCUUAUGGGGGUCCUCUAUUAUUUAUGGAUGGCCAGAAACGAGGCUGUAUGGGAUCACGCGGUGAGGAGGCCCGAGACUGUCUUGCGCCGUGCAGCCGCCGGGAAGGCAAGCUACACGGCCGUGCAUGCUUGCACGAUACAACCGCCCUCCGACGGUGCGCUGGCAGCGGUGGGCAUGCGAAUGAAGUGCCACUUCGAUGCUGGCUUCAAUCCGGCAACCGGGCAGGCUACCUACGGGGCAGUCUUGCUCGAUCACGAUGGUAUGUUCAGAGCUGCAGCCAAUGGGAAGCUCCCGGGGUGUUUUUCCCCUCUUAUGGUGGAAGCAUUAGCAUGCAAGGAGGUCUUGUCCUGGCUUAAGGACCGAAACGAGGUCGAGGUGGAUAUUCUUACGGAUUGCCUCGUAUUGAAGAAUGCUGUUCGCUCAAUUGCUACGCCGAAUUUAUCUUAUGUUGGAAUUGUGGUAGAACAAUGCAGGGUAGCUAUCAAUAGUUUCAAUUACUGUUCACUCAGUUUUAUUACUAGAACUUUAAAUUUACAUGCGCAUACUCUCGCUAGAUUAGCCUAUGAUCAGGAUCACUCUAUGUAUUGGGAUUUAAUUCCUCCUAACUCUAUCGUUCAGUUCCUGAUUUAA
Ipomoea nil (Japanese morning glory) is the source of this 1176-nucleotide messenger RNA. RefSeq lists its product as uncharacterized. Gene Ontology annotation, molecular function: nucleic acid binding; RNA-DNA hybrid ribonuclease activity. The record is from RefSeq and is a predicted model, not a curated record. The transcript has a single exon. The coding region runs from base 1 to 1176 and encodes 391 amino acids. NCBI's taxonomy places the organism in Eukaryota, Viridiplantae, Streptophyta, Magnoliopsida, Solanales, Convolvulaceae.